GGUUUCUUAGCGAUUCUCCACUUAUAUAAGUGCGAUUCUCCAAGUGGCCCGCGUCUCCCAUCUCGUAAAACCCUGAAACCAUAGGGUUUAGGGUUUUAGAACGGCUCCAGUUUUCCCUUGGUUCUUCUUUACUCUACCUUCCGAUCGGGUAUAGUAGCUCUGCGAUUUUUUCAGGCUUAUUUUGGACCAUCUUCGUGAAUCUGUUGCAAUGGGGAAAUCCAAUAAGAAGUCAAACGCUACGGUUGCGGUCGCUCCUGCUGCAGUUCCGCAAAAAGCUUUGAAAAAAGGAAAGAGGGAGGCUGAGGAAGAGGUCAAGAAACAAGCUAGUGCUAAGAAAUUGAAAGUUAAUCAUGCUGAUGUGCCGAAGAAGAAGAAGGAGGAAACGAGUUCCUCGGAGGAUUCUUCUUCUUCCGAGUCUGAAGAAAAGGUGAAGAUCUCAGUGAAGAAGGUUAAAGCUCCAGCUAAAAUACCAGCUAAGGAGAGCAGUAGUGAUGAUUCGUCUUCCGAUGAGGAACCUGCAACUAAGGCACCUUCUGUGACGAAAUUGCCUCAGAGUGCUUCAAGGAAUGGGACGUUGUCAGCUUCCAAGCAGCAAGAUGAGUCAAGUGAUAGUUCAAGCUCAGAGGAUAGCUCAGAUGAGGAUAAGGCGCCUGCUGCUAAGGUAGUGGCCUCUUCAAAGAAUGGGCUUGUUUCAGGUCCCAAACGCAAGCGUGACACCAAUGAUAGUUCGAGCACGGAUGGUAGCUCAGACGAGGAUAUGGAAGAUGUAAAAAAGGUUCCUGUGCCUUCAAAGAAGGUGCCAUCAACAAUCACCUCAAAGACUGGGGCUGGGGCAGCCUCCAAAAAGAAGGAUGAAUCCAGUGAUAGUUCAAGUUCAGAUAGCAGCUCAGAAGAGGACGAGGUAGGUGCAGGAAAGCCUGCUGUGCCUCUAAAGAAAGCUCCAUCAGCAAGUGUUGCAAAGACUGGGCCUGCAACUGCACCCAAAAAGAAAGUUGAAUCAAGUGAUAGCUCAGGUUCAGAGAGCAGCUCUGAUGAGGAUGAGGUGGUUCUGCCUUCAAAGAAGGUUUCAUCUACACAGCCUCUUGCUGCCUCCAAAAAGAAGGAUGAAUCAACUGAUAGCUCAAGUUCAGAAAGCAGCUCAGAUGAGGAUGAGGAGCCAGUUGCCAAAGUUUCUGCUCCUGGAAAGGGUUUGCCACCUGCUUCUAAAAAGGUAGCUGAAGAAUCAAGCGAAACCUCAGAGUCAGAUAGUGAUUCUGAGGAUGAGAACGAAACCAUGGUCAAAGUUGCACCAGCCAAAAAAGAGACAGAAAUGGCCAAGGUUGCUGCAUCUCAAAAGGCCAAGCAAGGGAAAAAUGAAAGUUCAGAGACAUCAGAUGAGUCUGAAGAGGAGGAAAGCUCUGAAAGUGAUGAUGAAGAAUCUCCUAAGAAAAAGAUGAAAACACCAGUCAACCCUGUUUCAAACUCAAUUAAAAAGGUUGUUCAAGAGGAGAGUAGCAGUGAUGAAGACAGUUCAGAUGAAAGUGAAGAUGAUAAGAAGAAACCGAAGGCAAGUAUUAUCCGUGAGGAUGAUUCUUCGUCAGAGGAAGAGAGUGAGGAGAGUGAGGAUGAGCAACCUCCUAAAACCACAACAGAGAGAGGCAAGGCUGAUGUCAAGACAAAAGAUACAGAACUUGCAUCAAAGGCUGAUAAGAAAGGGGCAAAGACUCCAGUUACUCCCAAAUCUACUGCUUCUGGGUCAAAGACCUUGUUUGUUGGGAACUUGUCUUUCUCCAUUGAAAGAGAAGACAUGGUGCAGUUCUUUCAGGACGCUGGUGAGGUUGUUGAUGUUCGAUUUGCUUCUAAUCAAGAUGGCCAAUUCAGGGGUUUCGGACAUGUGCAAUUUGCCACUGAAUCUGCAGCUCAAAAGGCUAUGGAACUGAAUGGCAAAGAACUACUUGGACGUCCUGUUAGGCUUGACUUUGCCCUUGAAAGGGGUGCACAGACACCAGGCAGCGGGAAAGAAAGAUCUUUCCAGAAUUCAUCGAAUGGACAGACCAUUUUUGUGAAAGGUUUUGAUAAGUCCCUUGAGGAGGACCAGAUCCGGAACAAUCUACAAGAGCAUUUUGGGGAAUGUGGAGAGGUUACAAGGAUUUCUAUUCCCAAGGAUUAUGAAUCUGGUGGUGUUAAGGGGUUUGCAUACAUAGAUUUUGCAUCCAGCGAUGCCUUUUCGAAAGCAUUAGAACUUAAUGGUUCAUACCUAGGUGAUUACACCUUAUCAGUGGAUGCUGCAAAUCCUAGAAGUAGCGGCGGCGGUGGUGGUCGUGGUGAUGGUGGGGGCCGGAGCGGUGGAAGGCGAUCUUUUGAUAGUGGUGGUCGAUUUGGUGGUCGCAGUGGUGGGAGAGGUGGCACUCCUAGAGGUGGUCGCUUCGGUGGUCGUGGAGGAGGCAGGGGACGUGGUACUCCUAAUAAGCCAAACCUGGCUGCUGCUGGUACAGGAAAGAAGACAACGUUCGAUGAGGAUUGAGUGGUUCAAAGAGGAUGGCUGGUUGGGAUCUUUUUUGGGUAGUUUUAUUACUUCUGUUCACAUUUUACUCUCCCCCCCUUUUAAGUAUUGACGUACUGGAUAUCUGAGGCAAACUGUUGAGCUGUUUUGUUUCUAUGAUAAUUUUUUACGAGGUAACCUGGGAAAUUGUUGGAAGGUCUGUUUGCUAAUUAUAUUCGAACCUACGUGUUUCAAUAGGAGUGACAUUACCCUGUACUACUUACCAGAUUAUGGCAGCAUAUGCAUUUUGCAUCGUGAA
Messenger RNA from Nymphaea colorata (pocket water lily), 2780 nucleotides. Its product is annotated as nucleolin 2-like. Bases 209 to 2503 code for a protein of 764 amino acids. The record is from RefSeq and is a predicted model, not a curated record. Lineage: Eukaryota; Viridiplantae; Streptophyta; Magnoliopsida; Nymphaeales; Nymphaeaceae. The transcript has 23 exons. Gene Ontology annotation, molecular function: RNA binding.